Molecule: messenger RNA, 2389 nt
Organism: Peromyscus maniculatus bairdii (prairie deer mouse)
Lineage: Eukaryota; Metazoa; Chordata; Mammalia; Rodentia; Cricetidae
Gene: Igfals
Product: insulin like growth factor binding protein acid labile subunit
Molecular function (GO): protein binding
Source: RefSeq, a predicted model, not a curated record
CCCUCAACCCGCUGGUGGGAAUUCUGGAUUGGGUCGCGGAUACUACUAACUCUGACCGCAGAGGGUCUCUGUCACGCUUCCCCUGGGUGGUGGCACUGGGGAUGGUGGGCCAGACGAAGGCAGGGCAGGCAGGAGCAAGCACCUCACCCCUGAGAAUGACAAGAUGCAGAAACCGGGGCUCAGCGCUCCUCACGGUCCCACCUCAUAGCGUGCCAGGAUGGUUGGUGUACCAGCCACGGCCUGCGAUCGUCUUCCUAGCUGCCGAGCCUCUCAGGGACCUGCCCCUGGGAGGCCCGGCCCUGGUGGUGCUUCUGGCUUUCUGGGUGGCACUAGGCCCCUGUGACCUGCAGGGGACAGAUCCUGGAGCAUCAGCAGAUGCCGAGGGCCCCCAGUGUCCCGUCGCCUGUACCUGCAGCUAUGACGACUACACAGAUGAGCUCAGCGUCUUCUGCAGUUCCAGAAACCUCACACAGCUGCCUGAGGGCAUCCCAGUCGGCACCAGGGUCCUGUGGCUGGACGGCAAUAACUUCUCCUCCAUUCCCUCAGCGGCUUUCCAAAAUCUGUCCAGCCUGGACUUCCUCAACCUGCAGGGCAGCUGGCUGAGCAGCCUGGAGCCCCAGGCCCUGCUGGGCCUGCAGAACCUCUACCACUUGCACCUGGAGCGGAACCUGCUCCGCGGCCUGCCUGCUGGCUUGUUCACGCACACACCCAGGCUGGCUUCACUCAGCCUGGCCAACAACCUCCUGGGCCGGCUGGAAGAGGGGCUGUUCCAGGGCCUCGGUCACCUCUGGGCCCUCAACCUGGGUUGGAAUAGCCUAGUGGUACUGCCGGACACGGUGUUCCAGGGCCUGGGCAACCUCCGGGAGCUGGUGCUGGCCGGCAACAAACUGGCUUACCUGCAGCCUUCGCUCUUCUGCGGCUUGGGUGAGCUGCGCGAGCUGGAUCUGAGCAGGAAUGCACUGCGCAGCAUCAAGGCCAACGUCUUCAUACACCUGCCCAGGCUGCAGAAGCUGUACCUGGGCCACAACUUGGUCACAGCUGUGGCCCCUGGUGCCUUCCUGGGCAUGAAGGCACUGCGCUGGCUGGACCUGUCCCAUAACCGCGUGGCAGGGCUCCUGGAGGACACCUUCCCAGGCCUGCUGGGUCUGCAUGUCCUGCGCUUGGCGCACAAUGCCAUCACUAGCUUGCGGCCGCGGACUUUCAAAGAUCUGCACUUCCUGGAGGAACUGCAGCUUGGUCACAAUCGCAUCCGGCAGCUGGGCGAGAAGACAUUUGAGGGCCUGGGGCAACUGGAGGUGCUGACCCUCAAUGACAAUCAGAUCCACGAGGUCAAGGUGGGUGCCUUCUUUGGCCUCUUCAAUAUGGCUGUUAUGAAUCUCUCUGGCAACUGUCUCAGGAGCCUCCCGGAGCGGGUGUUUCAGGGGCUGGGCAAGUUGCACAGCCUGCAUCUGGAGCACAGCUGCCUGGGCCGCAUCCGCCUGCACACUUUCGCCGGCCUUUCAGGGCUGCGCAGGCUCUUCCUCAGGGGCAACGGCAUCUCCAGCAUGGAAGAACAGAGCCUGGCAGGGCUCUCUGAGCUGCUGGAGCUCGACCUUACCGCCAACCAGCUCACGCAUCUGCCCCGCCAGCUUUUCCAGGGCCUUGGCCAGCUCGAGUACCUGCUCCUCUCACAUAACCAGCUGCCCAUGCUGUCUGUGGAUGUCCUGAGACCCCUGCAGCGGGUCUUUUGGCUGGACGUCUCACACAACCGCCUGGAGGCGCUGUCUGAAGGCCUUUUCUCACCACUGGGGCGGCUGCGCUACCUCAGCCUCAGGAAUAACUCUUUGCAGACCUUUUUGCCACAGCAUGGCCUGGAGCGCCUGUGGCUGGAUGACAACCCCUGGGACUGCAGCUGUCCCCUCAAGGCACUGCGUGACUUUGCCCUGCAGAACCCCGGCAUCGUGCCCCGCUUUGUUCAGACUGUCUGUGAGGGGGAUGACUGCCAGCCGGUGUAUACCUUCAACAACAUCACCUGUGCCGGCCCUGCCAACGUCUCAGGCCUCGACUUACGAGACAUCGGCGAAACUCACUUUGCGCACUGCUGACCCUGGCCACUACUGGCCUGGGUUGGCCUAAUGCCGCCUUGUGAUCAGGACAGUCUCUCACUGUUACCAGAAUAAGCUGGCUCUCCAAGCCAGUGGGGGAGGGAAAAUACCUGCCCAUCUCUAGGGGCCAGGCCUGGGCUGCUCACUUCCUGGAAGCAGAGCAGUACUGGCAGCUAUGCGGCCUAAAUUCAGAAAGGCUGGGCGCAGGCUGGGUGCCCGAGGGCCCAACCAGGAGGGAAGUGCUCAGCAGCGCUCCCUGCUGGCAACAAUUAAAUCAACCUUCAGUGUGAACUUGGGGAAAGGUG